Molecule: messenger RNA, 795 nt
Organism: Engraulis encrasicolus (European anchovy)
Lineage: Eukaryota; Metazoa; Chordata; Actinopteri; Clupeiformes; Engraulidae
Product: histone H2B 1/2
Exons: 1
Coding region: 43-417 (124 amino acids)
Cellular component (GO): nucleosome
Molecular function (GO): DNA binding; protein heterodimerization activity; structural constituent of chromatin
Source: RefSeq, a predicted model, not a curated record
AGAGGUCGCGUUACUACACGAUUGAAAGCUGCCUGCGAGAGAAUGCCUGACCCAGCGAAGCCCGCACCCAAGAAGGGAUCUAAGAAGGCCGUGUCGAAGACGGCGGGGAAAGGCGGAAAGAAGCGCAAGAGGACUAGGAAGGAGAGUUAUGCUAUCUACGUGUACAAAGUUCUGAAACAGGUUCACCCCGAUACUGGAAUCUCUUCGAAGGCGAUGGGUAUCAUGAACUCUUUCGUCAACGACAUCUUUGAGCGCAUUGCCGGUGAGGCCUCCCGCUUGGCUCACUACAACAAGCGUUCGACCAUUUCCUCCAGGGAGAUCCAGACCGCAGUGCGCCUGUUGCUGCCCGGUGAGCUCGCCAAGCACGCCGUGUCCGAAGGAACCAAAGCCGUUACCAAGUAUACCAGCUCAAAGUAAACAACUUCCCGCAUCUCAAAGGCUCUUUUAAGAGCCACCCAAAUGUAUCCCACGAAAAGCUUUUUCCUAACAAAACUUUUAUUAGUAAUAUGCCUAUGUUGAUGUGGCUGUACCAUGACCGGCCUUACUUACAGGUGCACUGUGAAGAAUGUGGCCAAUGGGUAUUGCACAUGCUGCUGAAAAGAGACAUUUGCGAAUGGGCAGCAUGAAUUCUGGAAAUAAACCACAAAACGGUGCACCUAUAAAAUGUUUACUGUAUGAAGUAGCACAGUGCAUGUGGUGUGGUUGCUGACUCGUGCAGUGCAACGCUACCCGACCCUUUUCUGUAGUCCAAAUAAUGCAAAGCAAUAAAGACAAAUGGUGUGCUCCACUUGUAAA